Molecule: messenger RNA, 1131 nt
Organism: Porites evermanni
Lineage: Eukaryota; Metazoa; Cnidaria; Anthozoa; Scleractinia; Poritidae
Source: the annotation of a GenBank genome assembly
AUAUUCAAGUGCAGGUUCUGUGGAACUAAGUAUUGUGAAGCAUGCGGCAGAGGAGAUUUUCAUGGUGUAAUGAUAGAUAAAACAGUUUGUCAAGUUUGUUUUCAGGUACAUCAUAGAACUGAUCUUUGUAGCGUCAUGGAGAUCAUGUUUUUUUGACGCAUGUACUAGUAUAUUUCGGGCUCACUAAACAGAAACAGAAAGGACAAAUUCUCCUUUCCACCAUGCAAAACUUUAACCCUUUUAGCCCUAAGGGUCGGUAAUAUCAUUGCUUUGUAAAACCAAGUGGUAAGUCAUGAGAAUUACGGAAAAGGUCACACAAGAUGAAUCAGUGACUUGAUAUUUUAUCAACUUCUCCCAUCUACUUCUGUAGGAAAUGAAUAGGGGUAACAAAUGAGAAUUCAAAUUUUGAUCCUAAGGUUUAAGGGGUUAAAAAAUUGGCUUCGUCAAGAGAGGAUAAGGACACCCAAAUUUCUGAAAGCUGUGCCCUUUGUGAAACUUGAAAGGUAUUCCCCCCUGUCAGUUUACGGAAGAGAACAAAGAAAAGUGUUUGCUUUAAGCUUAAUUCACUAAAUGACAGAUCGUUUACAAAGCAGGUCCGUUUCAAUUCAUUAGAAGAGAAAUGUAGCAAUGCCUGAAUCACCUAUUAGUCUGCAAAUAGACCUUUUGAGUAGAAUUAGUUCUUAUUGUUUUCGUUUAAUCCUUUAAUUAUUAGCCCAAGAUCAUUCUUCGUAAGCUUUUAUGUAAAUUGGUCUGUUCCGAAGGAAACUGCUGUGCUCCAUCAAGAAGAUGAACCGGGGGACCUCCCUAUAAAAUUGACCGGUUUAGGGGUAACAGUUGCAGAGUUUGGUCUCACUUGUGCAUGGUUUUCAGGGGGCAAAGCCAAGAUUUUUCCAGUGAAAGUCUCGUUAAUAGUAGUGUCUCAAACAGACCUCCUCAAGAGUUCGUCAAAAGUCACUGCCAUGUUACAAGCCAAAAGAACGACUAAAAGGGAGGCUAUCUUUAAGGAUGCUAAGUUAACCGGGGUGUCGAGUAAAGGUGUGUCUUAAUACUCAAUGUCAUCAUUACGAAUUUCAGCUUAAAUGUCAAGGAGAGAGAAUUGGGAAAGACCCAGGAAAAUCAGCUCAGAACAAA